AUGGCAAGAUACCAAUACGCCCUCUGGGAUUGCAUAUCCCCUCAGAUUGCCAUCCUCCCAGACGACCAGCGUCCCUCAGUGCUAGCUGUCCAAUCCGAGGGCAUGUUCCUAGCGAAACAGCAGUUAACAGCUGCUCGCCAUAUAGCGGAUUCAUCCAGCAAGGGCAUAGCUUCUGCUAUUAGCCCUGGAGGGUUCGCCUGCAUCUCAGCUUCGAGUUUCUUGUGUGGAAUCCUGAAGGACUUGGACCACUGGUCCCUGCUGUUGGGAACGUCGACCUGCUCUGACGACCCUACUCUGCUGCGUGAUGUGCUCCUCAAAACUGUAUGGACUGAUGUGGAAAUCAACCGCCUAGUGGAACUUAUUCGGGUUCAGUGGCACUGUCUUGCCGACACUAAGCUUUGGACGUCCGAGGACUUGGAUCGGGAUGCCUAUCACGAACUCUUGGUCCUGGACGGACUAUUGGAUGAAGUACGCGCCGCACAAGAGGACUUGGUAACCUUAACUCACUUGUUGGCGAGACUGACUUUGCAAGAGACUCAACAAAACUCGGCAGCAGCCCCUAUCCGUCUCGACUCGCCCCGGGUCAUGGCGGGAACACCGGCGGGGGGGAUCCCCGCUGUCACUAAACAAAAAGCCCUUCCGAUCGUCACCACGACCACCGCCUUGAAGCUCGAAGCUGCCCAGACGCUCGCCGACCAAAAGAAGGCUGAGGAACAGUUGCGAGCAGCGGAUGCGGUGGCGGCCAAGGCUCAGGCCGAAAGGGAGAAGGAGCAACGAUUGGCCGCCGACUGUGCGCAAGCGGCCACGGAUGUACGCCCUACAGACAUUGUAGGAGUUGGACUCUCGUUAGGGUCCACAUUUUCCCCGGUCUUUGCCCCGUCUCACACCACACAACGCGCACGGCGCCUUGCAGAACGUCUACCAGAAUCGGACUACUCCGACGAGGAAGACCUGUACGGGGACGGAUCCCACUGGGCUACUGGUCUUCGAGUCAGCCAGGCCCAGCGCACGGGGGGAACUGGAGAUGAAGUGCACCUCUUGCGGAGCCACAACCGGGACUUGAAUGAUCGUGUGACCCGCCUACAGGACCAAAUGGAACGACACCUGGACGGGCGGCACAUUCAGAUUGCCACAGACAGCUCCACCGCCCUGUAUUACUUAAACAAACAGGGCGGCACAGGGUCCAUUUCGCUCUCCAAGGAGGAGCGACAUUUGAGACCUCACAGGCGGAAGAAACCAUUCAUAGAGAAGAAAAAUGCUGUAACGUUUCAUUUAGUACACAGAAGUCAGAAGGACCCUUUGACAGCAGAUGAAACUGCACCCCAGAGAAUUCUUUUGCGUACACAAAAGGGAAAUGAUGAAAAGCGGAGAGACGAACAGAGAAAAUACGGAAUAUUCUUUGAUGAUGACUAUGACUACUUGCAGCAUCUCAAAGAAGCUGCUGAAACCUCUGAGCUUGUUCCAUCAAGCAUCCAAAGUCAACAAGGCAGGGUUAUAGUGACCACAGAAGGGGAAGUCGAAGAGGAAAUUCAACGCAUUCCAGCUCCCGCUCUAAAUUUGCCCUCAUCAGUGUUUGCGUCAGAAUUUGAAGAGGAUGUUGGACUAUUAAAUAAAGCUGCUCCUGUUUCAGGGCCCAGGCUGGAUUUUGACCCCGACAUUGUUGCUGCACUUGAUGAUGAUUUUGAUUUUGACAAUCCAGAUAAUCUUCUUGAAGAUGACUUCGUUUUAAAUGCUAAUAAACCUGGGAGCACAGAGCAGAAAGAGAAAGGCUAUUGGGAAUCUAAAUUUGGAGAUGAAGAUGAAUGGGAGGACAUGGAGGAAGAGGAGAUGGAUGGAAAGAACAUUCGUAGUGAUGGAGAGUAUGAUUCUGAGGGUCCUUUGUCAGACGGCAGUGAAAUUGGAGGAGAGAUGAAAGAAUUUCUUUUCAUGCAAGAAGAGACCAAGAGCCGUUUCACAGAAUAUUCUAUGACCUCUGCAGUAAUAAAAAGGAAUGAACAGUUGACCCUUCUGGAUGAGAGAUUUGAGAAGUUUUUCGAACAGUUUGACGAUGAUGAAAUUGGAGCAUUAGAUAAUGCAGAACUGGAAGGCUUCAUUCAGAGUGACAGUGCUCGGCUACAGGAAGUCUUGAAUGACUACUACAAAGAGAAAGCAAAGGACUGUGUGAAACCAGAUGACCUUGAAAUUGGGGAGGAUUCAGAGCUGCUCCUGAAUAAGACAAUAGAAGAAGCAGAUGAAGAAGAAGAGGAAAUUGUAACUUUAAUUACAGUGGAACCCAAAGAAAAAUGGGACUGUGAAUCUAUUUUAAGUACCUAUUCAAACUUAUACAAUCAUCCAAAACUUAUUGAAGUUCCACAAAAGCCGAAACCAAUCAGAGUGUCCAAUAAGACUGGAAUCCCGCUGGAUGUUUUGCCUAAAAGAGGACUUACAGCUAAGCAGACUGAGUGCAUGCAGAUGAUUAAUGACAGUGACCUGCCAAGAGUAUCAACACAACCACGUCCCAAAACUGAAAGCAAAGAGGAUCACAAAGCCCGAAAACAAGCUAUCAAAGAAGAACGCAAAGAACGCAGGAUAGAGAAGAAAGCAAACAAGUUGACCUUCAAACAUGAGAAAUCAAGACAACAGAGAGAGCUGCUCAACCUGCAACAGAACAUUCAAGGGCUGAAAUUGUCAUAAUCAGAUUAACUGCUUC
Molecule: messenger RNA, 2689 nt
Organism: Euleptes europaea (tarantolino)
Lineage: Eukaryota; Metazoa; Chordata; Lepidosauria; Squamata; Sphaerodactylidae
Gene: LTV1
Product: LTV1 ribosome biogenesis factor
Exons: 14
Coding region: 1-2673 (890 amino acids)
Biological process (GO): ribosomal small subunit export from nucleus; ribosomal small subunit biogenesis
Cellular component (GO): cytosol; preribosome, small subunit precursor; nucleus
Source: RefSeq, a predicted model, not a curated record